GGGAUCCCUUUGAUCUUUCGAGUUCGCCACAUCUGUCAUUUAAACUGCGCCCGAGUGCCUAGUGCAAUCGCUUCUUCAGGAAAGAAAAGCAUGCCUCUCAGAGUACAAUGGCUGGAAACAAACGGGAUCAGGCCUUUGUGGUAAUCACCGGAGAUCCGCAACAAGGACAUGGCGCGCGGCUAAGCCAGGCACGAUCGCAUCUGGCACGGAGAUAUCAUGGAAAAAAGAGGUCGCAAAAUACGAGCACUCGACAGGCUCGGCAGGUCCUAGCGUUACAUCGUACACUACAUGCUGUUCCUCCGGACAUUCGCCUCUUGUUAACACCGCCGCCGACGCCGAUGUCCAUGCCUGGGUAUAAUAGGAUGCAGCGAUUCAUGUAUGAAUAUGUCAAUUCUGGUGCAGGCCUUCCCAGAUUCUUUUCAUCGAUUAUCUAUGCGGCGGUCACCCAUCCGGCUCUUAUGAGUGCGAAGAUCCUGAAUGCAUCGGCUUGGGAUGAUAUUAGUUCGACAGAGCAUAUCAGUGCUAUCACGCUCCAGCAAUCGCAUAUCACCAGACGAUUAUUGAACGAGUCACUAGCACAUCAAGAACAAUGCUUUAGCGACGUGUCUACCGCGGCUUUGAUAGCGGUGCUACUUUUUGAUUUGGUCAAUUUUGACCUCAAUGCAUUUGAGAAUGAUAGGACGGGUCUUGAAUGUAUUAUCAACGCUCGUGGAGGUGUUGAACGCCUAGGAUUUGAGGGACGCUUGGGUGAGAGCUUGCUGCUGAUUGAACAAUUUCAGAGGAUUGUGAAAAGUCCCCUCGACAGCUGGAAGACCUGCUCACCGGAAGAUUUCGCGGUCCUUCCAUUCGCGCAAAUAGACACGAGCGUUUUCACACUCGGAUCACAUGUCGAUGACUCUCUUUGGUCUUUCAUUCAGCCACUUACAGAUCUCUACCAAUCGGUCAUGCAUUUCGGGAUCCGUGCUCCAUCCGAAAAAGCAGCCCUACAGCUCGAAAAUCAUGAAUAUUCUAUCACUCCGUCUAGACCCCACAUACCAAUAGAGCAUUCCGAUCACAGCCAGCGGUCGAGUCAGGAUGACCCAAGAAUGUCGGCUCUACAUCAAGCACGGCACCUGCUCGACUUGUCAAAUUCCGGAUUCGAAGGUGACCCGUACCUGAUUUAUGCCGUUGCCCACUUAAAGCAUGUGCUGCGCCAGACAGAUCUUGAUGGAUUCUGGGGUCCACUACCCGGUGCAUUGAUUUGGUGUCUGGUCAUCGGUGCUCGCCUAUCACAGCCGGGAUCGAGUAGAAAGUGGUUUAUGAUGCAAAUCCAACGAACCAGUUGUGCGAUGGCGCAGGAUGGUUGCGAGAAGGUCAUUCUAUGCCUGCGAACUGUUCUAGUGGGGCUCGAUGGGGCUCAGAUUUGUAGGCCCGAGGUCCGUCUGACGAGUUAUGUAUGAACCAUUCGAGUUAAAAUGUUUCUGUGACGCCGGUAGAUACCAUAGGUACCAAAUCCCAAGACCAAUGGGACAUGGAGUGUCACAUAGAGAGAUGGAGCUACGCGUAUAUGAAUGUACAGUCGAGUACCCCGCGACAGCAGUGGUAAAGGGAACGUCGGCAGUUUGGGAUGGUCGCGGGAAACAGAUUUACUCCGAGUGGCCUCGGGCCAGAGAGGCGAAACUAGUCCGGCGCCCAGUGAAAUGUGGGGAAGCGUCUGGGGGGAGCGGGGCAGUGGUCCUCCGUACUGGAGUAAAGAAGUGCCAUAUGCUGUGGUUUGUACGUAGUUAGGACAUUAUCGUAG
Molecule: messenger RNA, 1780 nt
Organism: Penicillium brasilianum
Lineage: Eukaryota; Fungi; Ascomycota; Eurotiomycetes; Eurotiales; Aspergillaceae
Source: the annotation of a GenBank genome assembly